This is a messenger RNA of Ilyonectria robusta, 3563 nucleotides long. RefSeq lists its product as uncharacterized. The transcript is spliced from 5 exons. Bases 143 to 3163 code for a protein of 1006 amino acids. Gene Ontology annotation, molecular function: protein binding; catalytic activity. NCBI's taxonomy places the organism in Eukaryota, Fungi, Ascomycota, Sordariomycetes, Hypocreales, Nectriaceae. The record is from RefSeq and is a predicted model, not a curated record. Gene Ontology annotation, biological process: nucleoside metabolic process.
GGAGUGACCUGAUCAUGUUCUCCAAUCCAUCUUGAAUGGCACGUUGCUUACGUAUCUAUGAUCACGAAAUCUCACUUAUCUCGAAGCCUCGAGAGACGCGACCGUCGCAGCUCCGACAAUAUCAGCGCUCACCCGAUCGGAGAUGCCGCCAAGACGCGUCAACCACGACGCAUACAGAGUGGGCUGGAUAUGCCCGCUGGAGGUAGAACAGAUCGCUGCGAUGGAGAUGUUGGACGAAGAGCACGAACCUCUACCACAAAAGCCGGCAGACCACAACGUCUAUAAGCUCGGCAGCAUCAACAACCACAAUAUCGUCGUCGCGGGUCUCCCCCAGACUGGUAACUGCUCUGCAGCCACGGUCGUUACCCAGAUGAGGAUGACAUUCCCCAACCUCAGAUAUGGCCUAUUGGUUGGUAUUGGAGGUGGUGUACCGGUACAGACGGACAGCGGGAUGAUUCGGUUAGGCCAUGUGGUGGUGAGCAAACCGACGGGCAUACACUCUGGGGCAGUACAAUAUGACCAUGGAAAGGCAAGGGAGGGUCACUUUGAACGGACCGGUGCUAUUGCACCGCCACCGCCAAUCCUCCUCAACGCUGCACAAACCCUGGCAGUGCAACGAGAAAGAUUGGACCAUGAUCCCAUCUGGGAGGAUGCGCAGAGAACCCAAAAGAGCCGCCGAACUAUUCGACGUUUCAGGUUUCCUGGCAUUGCGAAUGAUCACCUGUACCACCCAAACUACAUUCAUCAGCAGCCAGGGCAAUCCUGCGAUGAAUGUGCAUGUGCUCCGGAGCAGCGAAUCGACAGACAGAUUGAUGAGGGCGACGAGUCCUUUAUUGUUGUACACCGAGGUACAAUAGCGUCCGGGGAGCUGGUGGUCAAGAGUGCUGCACUGAGGGAUCGCUUAGCAGAGCAGCAUGGGCUACUAUGCUUUGAGAUGGAGGCAGCAGGAGCGCUUGCCGAUUUCCCAUGCUUGGUCAUCCGUGGCAUCUCAGACUACUGCGAUAGCCAUAAGAAUGACCAGUGGCAUGGCUAUGCAGCAGCAGCGGCGGCCGCCUAUGCAAGACAGCUAUUCUUUCACCUGCCUGAGGAAGAGACGCAGAGAGACUGCAACACGCAAUUUAAUUUAGCCGCUUUCCAACUCCCGAUCAAUUUGUCCGAGAUCUUCGAAGUAACCCGGUUCGUGGCAAGAGAAGAAGAGCUGAGCCGAAUACAAGACAUUCUUAAAGGGACUAUCGGACGCCGUACUGCUAUCCUACAUGGGUUAGGUGGUAUUGGCAAGACGCAGCUUGCGAUUGCAUACUUCAAGCGACACCGUACGGACUACUCAACAGCGAUAUGGUUGAACGCGAGAGACGAAACGAUAUUGAAGCAAAGCUUUGCUCGCAUUGCUGAGCGGAUCAUGCGCCACGACCCAUCCAUGACGUACGUCUCUGGUGCGGUGGAGAGCCGAGAUGCCGACAGAAUUGUGGGAGCGGUUAAACGGUGGUUAGAUGAACCGGCAAAUGAUCACUGGUUACUCAUUUACGACAAUUACGACCGCCCAAUGUUGACCAGCACGAAUGCCAUAAGGAGUAGACAACCGGACUUGUCUGAGGAGGACCACACUGACGAAGCAGCGAAAAAUCACCGGGAUCACGCCGACCCAAAGGCUUUCGAUCUUCGCCAAUACCUACCUGAGACAGAUCAUGGCGCUAUUAUCGUGACCUCGCGGUUAUCGGUAAAACUGGGACAGUCUAUCCAACUGGGCAAGUUGAAAGAUAUCAGUGAUAGUCUGGAGAUCUUGGCGUCUGCUUCUCAUCGUGAUAGCAUCAAACGAGACCCCGCCACGCAUGACCUCGCACUACGACUUGAUGGACUACCCCUUGCUCUUGCGACAGCUGGAGCGUACUUGGAACAAGUGUCAAUGACCUGUACUGAAUAUCUCCAAUUGUACGAUCAAUCGUGGCUGCAAUUGCAUAAAGAAGCCCCGCAACUGCCAUCAUACGACCAAACCUUAUACUCGACAUGGGGUAUUUCAUACAAGCACAUCGAGCAACAAAGCCCGAUCGCAGCCAUGCUUCUCCGACAAUGGGCUUAUUUCAGCAAUCAAGAUUUAUGGUAUGAGCUUUUGAAAGAGGGCGGAGUGGAUGGGCCAGGGUGGCUUACCGAGAUGACGAACAAUAAGCUCCAGUUUCAUGGAAUCAUGAGAAUAUUAUGUAGCCACGGGCUUGUUGAGGCUGAUCCACCUACAACAGUCCAGCAGGCGGAGUCACGAGGGUACAGCGUGCAUGGAUGUGUCCAUUCGUGGAUGAUACAUGUGCUGAAUCGGGAAUUCGAUGAAGAUAUGGUUCAAACAGCGAUUCGUUGCGUGGCAUCGCAUAUACCGGGGCAAGAUCAGAGAGAGUAUUGGGUUAAGCAGCGGCGGCUUCUCGCGCAUGCGGACAGAUGCCUCGAGACGAUGAGAGGAGCGGCACUUGAGUAUGAAGCUGCGGUGGCUUUGGGCUUACUGGGCAAUCUCUAUGCAGACCAAGGCCGGCUUCAGGACGCCGAGGCGAUGUACCAGCGAGCACUGGAUGGCAAGGAGAAGGCAUGGGGACCAGAUCACACAUCGACACUCGACACAGUCAAUAACCUGGGCCUUCUCUAUGCAGACCAAGGCCGGCUUCAGGAUGCCGAGACGAUGUACCAGCGAGCACUGGAUGGCUACGGGAAGGCAUGGGGGCCAGAUCACACAUCGACACUCGACACAGUAAAUAACCUGGGCAAUCUCUAUAAAGCCCAAGGCCGGCUUCAGGAUGCCGAGGCCAUGUACCAGCGAGCACUGGAUGGCAAGGAGAAGGCAUGGGGACCAGAUCACACAUCGACACUUGAUACAGUCAAUAACCUGGGCGCUCUCUAUGCAGACCAAGGCCGGCUUCAGGACGCCGAGGCGAUGUACCAGCGAGCACUGAAUGGCUAUGAAAAGGCUCUAGGACCUACUUUAGUAGCGACCUAUAUCCCUGCCUUAAACACACUGGAGAACUUUGCUACUCUUUGCGUGGAGCUUGGCUGGGUGGAUGAAGCCUCGUUAUAUUAUCGGAGGGCACGGAACGGGGUCGAGGCCGUUUGGGGGCGAGACAGCCAAAGAUAUGCGCGCUUAUCGACCAGGAUGAACUCCGUACCGUCUCAUCUUUCGCAUGGUUGAGGUUUAAAAAGUAAAGAUUAGGAGAACGGAAUACCUUGAGCCAGUCCAAGAACGGCGGUCGUGAGUACAAGCCACUGGGACAUGCCUGAAGUGCCUUGCCCUAAGAAGGAUCUACAGUAGUCGUUUGCUUGCUUGUGAUUCCCUGUGUGGAUCAGUCCGUCGCUCUUAGCGGCCUGAAGUUCUUCUCGAUGCUGUGGAGGAGUUCAAUCUCUAGAUGGGCCUUCUGUGCGGGGUCACGGUUCCUAGCUCUGCUUGUGCACGUGUUGCAUAAAACUUAAAUAUGAUUGGUGGAAGCAGCUUUUGCUAUCCAACUUGAGCACUGUGGGCAUUGAUGACUUCCGGAUUAAUAUUCUACCGUCAUCCACCAUUGGUAAGCUAGGCCGCGAUACAAUCCUGGCGC